AUAUAUUUUAAAGAAACAAAGUAAUAAAGAUAAAUAAUUAGUCAUGAGUUCUAAACUGCGCAAAAUAUCCGUUAGGGUUGUUUCUAAACGAUUGCAACAGAUAUUUGAAGAAGAUACCAAUUGUGAAAUUGUUAAUUCAAAGAUGCAUGGAGAGUUAAAUAAUUUCCCCUCUACAUCUAAUAUAUCAACAGAAGACAUUUUUCCUGCUAUAAGUGAAAACAUAGUAGAUAACAAAUCAAAUUUUGGAACUGUAGGAAAUAUAUUUUCGCAUAACAAUGAUAAUUUUGAAAAUGAAUUUGAUCAUAUUCGAAAUCCUUAUAUUGAUGAUGAUGAAGAUGACGAUGAUGAUUAUGAAACAUUGUCCCCUGAUUUAACUACAUUAUUAGCUGAUUGGGCUGUCCAGUUUAGUAUUACGUUGACUGCUUUAUCAUCUCUACUGUGUAUUCUCCGUCUGUUUCAUCCUAGUUUGCCAAAAGAUGCAAGAACUAUUUUAAAAACUAAACGCAAUUUUAUAAUUGAGCUUCGAGCAGGUGGUGAUUACUUCUAUUUUGGCUUGAUUAAUAGUUUAACGAUUACAUUAAAUCACUUUUAUGAUAAAAUUGCUAAUUUUUCAACGCUUUAUGUGCAGCUAAAUGUCGAUGGUUUACCUUUGUUUAAAAGCAGCAAUAUUUCAUUUUGGCCUAUUUUGUGUCUUCUGCAAGGUUUUAAUAUUAAAAAACCUGUUUUAGUUGGUCUUUUUUGUGGAGUAGCUAAACCAAACAAUUUGAUAGAUUAUUUUGGCGAUCUUGUAAUAGAGUUAAAUAAACUUGGAAAAGGAUUUUUAUUUCGUGAAAAAGAAAUUUCUAUCAAAACUUGUAGUAUAAUUUGUGAUGCUCCUGCUAGAGCAUUUGUUAAAGCUGUAAAAGGUCACAAUGCAUAUUAUGGUUGUGAUAAAUGUAACCAAAUUGGUAAGUAUAAAGCUAAUCGAAUGACCUACCCAUUGGUAGAUGCACCUGUGCGAACUGAUGAAAGUUUUAGAUUAAUGCACAAUGAUGAUCAUCAUUUGAAAAUUGGGGAAAAUUUCAUUCGAAGUCCAUUUUUGGAUAUUGAUAUUGGAAUGGUCACUCAAUUUCCGCAUGAUUAUAUGCAUUUAGUUUGUUUGGGAGUUCAAAAGAAAAUGAUUAAGUUGUGGUUGUCGGGACCAUUGUUUUGUCGAUUACGCUCAUCUUCUGUUGAAAGCAUAUCAAAUGCUUUAAUUUUUUUAGGCAAAUGGCUUCCCACUGAAUAUGCGCGAAAACCUCGUUCACUCAAAGAAGUUUCACGAUGGAAGGCAACCGAAUUUUGCCAAUUUUUGUUGUAUACAGGUGCUGUUGUUUUACAUAAUGUGCUUCCAAUUGAGUUGUAUAAUAAUUUUAUGCUGUUAUAUGUAGCCACAUUUCUUUUAGCAAGUCCAACUUAUUGUGUAUCUAGAUGUAGUUAUUCUAAAACUUUAUUAAUUAAUUUUGUUAACCAUUUUGGACUAUUGUAUGGCCAGGAAAUGAUCGUUUACAAUGUUCAUAGUUUAAUCCAUUUGGCUGAUGAUGUUCAACAGCAUGGGACUUUAGAUAAAAUAUCUGGAUUUGCAUAUGAAAAUUACUUGCAGCAUUUAAAAAAAAUGAUAAGAAAACCACAACAUCCUUUAGCUCAAAUUAUUCGUAGACAGUCGGAACGUGAUGCUGUAAUAAAUGACUUUUUACCUGAUCAAAAAAUUAAAUAUAGAAAGCAACAUAACAAAGGACCAUGCCCUGAUUUUUUAAGAUUUUCACUACAAUAUAAUGAAGUUUAUUUACCAAAUUUUUGUCUUAAAACAACAUGUGGCAAUAACUGUGUUAAAAUAGAAAAUGAAAUUUGUUUAGUGAAAAAUAUUUGUGUUUUUGAUGAUAUUACCUAUAUUGUAUACUGGUCAUUUUUGACAAAAUCAAAUUUUUUUACUUAUCCUUGUGAUUCAAGUGUGUUAGGAAUAUUUCUAGUAUCACAUUUAGAUAAAGUGGAUCGUAUUGCAAUUUUAGAUGACAAAUUUCUCAAGUGUGUCUUGUUACAAGUUGACAAUGGUUUUGUCGUGUCACCCUUGCUUCACUUGUUAUAAUUAAAUUUGUUGGAAUUUGUUUAUAUAUUUUUAUUAUUGAUAAAAAAAUAAAUUGUUUUAUUAUUUAA
Hydra vulgaris (swiftwater hydra) is the source of this 2172-nucleotide messenger RNA. RefSeq lists its product as uncharacterized. Lineage: Eukaryota; Metazoa; Cnidaria; Hydrozoa; Anthoathecata; Hydridae. The record is from RefSeq and is a predicted model, not a curated record.